AUGGAGGAGUCGCGCAAAGGGAAAGCUUUAAAGUCUGCAUUUGACAGCAGCACCUUUGAGGCAGAUGUGUCGAUUCAUGUUGACCGCAAGGUGGGGUCGGCUACCAUCUCGCCCUCAGGGCGAGAUGUUGCUCUUGCUUCUACCGAUGGACUCGACAUAAUCGACCUCGAUUCCCCGCUGAACCCUCCUCGCCAUCUUAGGCAUGGCCUACCUUGGCUCGUGGCAGACGUACAAUGGUCGCCAUUUGCAGCGCGAGACUACUGGGUCGUUAGCACGGCAAACCAGAAGGCGUUGGUCUGGAACUUGAAUAUGCAGGAGGAUAGGUCUAGAGGGGCAAUCGAACACACACUCCAUGGACAUACGAGGGCUAUCACGGAUAUCAAUUUCUCGGCGCAUCACACGGACAUGCUUGCAACAUGUGCCGUAGAUGGGUAUGUCCACUGUUGGGACCUUCGUAGGCCAAGGCAACCUGUCCUCUCAUUUUGUGAUUGGUUUGCAGGCGCGACCCAAGUCAAAUACAACCGUCAGGAUCCCCAUAUUCUUGCUUCCUCGCAUGAUCGUUGGCUAAGGAUAUGGGACGACCGUAAAGGGGCUGCACCCCUGAGGUCUAUCAAUGCGCAUGAGUCAAAAAUCUAUGGCAUCGAUUGGAAUCGAACCAAGACCACAAGCGUUGUCACCUGCUCCCUAGACAAGAGCAUCAAAUUUUGGGACUAUGGCAACGACUUGGAUGAACCGGAGCGCAUUAUCCGGACCAAUUUCCCUGUUUGGCGAGCUCGCCAUACUCCUUUUGGAUAUGGACUUCUGGCUAUGCCACAGGACACUCCCGGGAAUCUGCAUCUUUAUGAGGGUCAAGCGCAUGAGGACUCUAAUAAAGACAGCACCGUCUCAUCUAUUGUUACAUUCGCAGGACAUGGCGAAAACAAGGUAAAAGACUUCUUGUGGAGAAGUCGAGGCGGUGUUACGGGUGACGGAAUCGACAAUCGAGAGUUCCAGUUGGUCUCCUGGGGCGAAGACAACCGGUUACGCUUACAGCACGUUGAUCCGGAAAUAUUGGAGAAGGCUGGCUAUGUGAAGGGCAGCAAAGUUCGCAAGAACCUGAAUGUCACACGAAAAGGGGCAGUCUAUAAAACGUUCCGCACUUUAGAGAAUGUCGCGAGUGACAAAAAGCAUGUUCCACUCGCAGGCCCUAGGCCUGGGAGCUCCGGUUUGAAAGUCAGUGCGUUGAGUUCAGCCAUGAAAAAAAUGACUUUGCCUCGGAAUACACGGGCACACGGGAUGGUUAGGGCUCCAGUAGUAACAGGGAAGGAGAGGUGUGUCAAGCCGGAUGAUCAGAACCAAAAACAGAUCGGUUGGAUGAGUGGCAUUAAGUUCAAUAAGCAGGAAACUGGCAACGGCCGACAACGGCGGGCGUCUUCACGGAAAUUCUCCCUUCUGAACCCUGAGUUUGAAGAAGACAGAGCAUGGAAUUCCCCGGAAAGUCUGCAUGAUGAAAUUAUCCGUAUCCAUGACCAACUUCCCAAGAUUACUUUCGACGACGUCAAUAUGGACCAACGUACUGCCGUUGUAUCCAUGAAUGGGCCGUGGGGGGAAGAAGGCAAUGCUAUCUAUAUCAAAGUCACGAUAACAUUCCCAGACCAGUAUCCAGAGACGAAGCCACCAAUGUUCAACUUAGGCAAAACUUCACUCAUGUCUGACGAGGUCCAUCACAAAUUAAAGCGAGAAGUCCAACAAAUAGCAACAGGGUUCGUUACACGUCGGCAAGGAUGCCUCGAGGCUGUUCUCUGCUAUCUCUUGGGCGAGGUUGAUUUAGAGGCAAGCACAACAUUUUUCAAGGACGUCAGGGAUAUCGACGACGAUCUUGAUGCUCUUGCCGACGAAAGCUCGAGUGACGACGAAGACGCUGAUAUACCGGCCGGUGCUUCGGCUAUGAUGUCUCAGGAACUGGAUUCUAGCGCCACAGGAGAUAUGUUUACGCCUAUAAAUCGUAACGCCAAUGUCCCACUACCACGGUUCUGUGGAGCUCGAUUUUCGGCGGAUGGAAGGCUUGUGUGUUUCUUUCCUCCAAAGGCAGACAAGGUUAAGUCACUUCUGGAGACCCUUGUGGCGAAGAACAACGCUCGUUCGAGAGGAGAACCAAGUUUUGAGACCUUUGGUCGUUUGAAUAGUAAUACCUCUCCCAUUCCCCGAAUUAAAACGUUUUCCCUUGCCUCGGAAGCUCGAACCGACUCGGAGGUAUCUGAUGAGUCUGACAUAUCAUCCUCAAGCGAUUCUGAUUCGUCAAAUUUCCGAGUUGCUCGAUUUCCCAUGUCCGAUUACUUUCGCAGGUCUGGACACAGGGCCUGGGGGAGGGCAUCUCCCACCGUUCUCUCUCAGAAAUCCAGUGCAGCCGGCACGGGAACCGGGACUGGCGCAACAGGAGUGGGCGGUAGGAAUCGAUCCUCCAAACCCAAGAAUAUCAUAUCCCUCCACAAUAUCUCGGACCUUCUCCCUUCAAAGCUUGUUCUUGCAGAAGAGUAUGCUAUCUUUGGGGAAGGACCCAAUAUAUGCGAACACAAUGCUAUUGUUGCUGAGAAACAUGGCUUUCGUGACCUUGCAGACAUAUGGAGAUAUGCUGCGAUGCUGUUGCAUAAUGAGGUUCCAUUGGAAGUUCUCGACCAAUCUCAUCGUCGUGAGCCGAUACUUGUUAUCGCAAAAGAUUCUGUGAAGCGGCGUCGGAGACAGAGCGGUUCUGACAGUGGCGUUGACGUAUCCUAUGAUGCUCACGGCCGGCGGAAUAGUCUGUCUGGUCGGGUGAAAUGGGGUCAUAGUCCACUCGCAAAGCAGUUUAUCAGUGACUUGUUUGAAUAUUUCGAACAGCUUGCGGAUGUUCAAAUGCUGGCUAUGCUAUCGUGCGUUUUCAACGAGCCAGAGUCGAUCAAUGCUGUUUCACAUGCAGAGUCGCAUAUGACCCAGCCUCAAACUCCUAUCUCCAUGAAAACGCCGGCAUUUUCACUUGACUACUUCCCCACCGAUGCCGCUGCGUGGAGCAAGUACCUGAGAACCCCCAUUAACUCAGUGGUAUCGACGCCCAAAAUAGCACAAACUCCAUCUGGUCUUUAUGGUUCUGUAGGUUCUUCGAACGGUGCAUGGGGAAGUGAUCCAGCUUCUGCAUCAUACUCAUGUGGAGAAACGCCGCCUCUUCGAUCAAACCGUGGCAGUCAGGAGCGUCUAGCUCAGCAUACUCAAAGUUUAUCCACGUCCCCAGACAACCCACGUAGCCUCCGCCGCGCUCAUUCCGCUCUUGCGUCAACAUUCUCUGCAAACUUCCCUCGAUCCUUCUCUAUUACUGCCUCUUCAUCACCGCCAAAUCCACCAUCAUCGAGUCGGAAGCGCCCAAGCCCGGUUGAGAACAUGCUUAGUUCUGCGAUCACGUGGGGCAACACCACGGUGCUUGGUAGUGUGAAAGAGCAGUACGCAACAGACAGACCUUCCUCCUCUGAUGAUGAGGAGCCAACGACCGAUUGGAGACCAACAAUCUGCAGUGGCAUUAGUUUGACGAUGGAAAAUCAGAAUGCCUUCGAUGACGAGGGUUGCAUGAGUACCAGCCUUUUGGAUUCAAGUCAUACCUCUCGCUAUGCCGGCUAUCGUAGGGCUUAUGCAGAACUCUUAUUUCUCUGGCGUCAUCCGCUCGCAAGUCUCGAAGUCCUAAAGUUUAAUGGGCUUAAAGACUUCUUCUCCGAAGCUGAUAUUCCCGAUAACAGGUCGUUCGCUUCGCUCCUUUCGAACAAUACCCAUACUUCGAAUCAUGAACCUCCAUCGCCAAUGUUCAUUGGCAAGAAAGACCACAGUCACUUUCUCCCACCUACCACAGACCAAGGACUUGACGUAACUGGAUACUGUCUCAAACAUGACAUUCGCCUCGAACCGCUAGCCUCUAAUGUUGGCGGUGGCGCGGUCGGUCGCUGCGAGCGCUGCAAAACCACCCAGCGCCAGCUCCGCUGCACGAUUUGCAUGGAACCUAUUAGCGCCUUGUUCACACCCUGUUUAUCCUGCGGCUGCGCAACUCAUCAGCACUGUUUGCUUGAAUAUCACUCAUUCGGCAAUACAGAAUGUCCUGGUGGCUGUGACUGUGAUUGCGGGGCCAAAGCUAGCUUGGGUUUUGUGGAGAGCUGGGAGGUGUUGACAAGUGCCAUUGAGCGGUUGAGACUAUUGGACAAAAGGACUUUGUCAACUUUAAACAAGGGCAAAGAGCCAUUAGAUGAGUGGGACGGCGAGGGGAAAACCGACUGGGAUAAUCUAAAUAUCCCAGCGGGGCCACUAGGGGCGGGCUAUUCGACAUUUAGCAAAAGGCUCGGUCAGGUUAGGACUGGAGACUGGGGCAUGACGAGUGGAAAGAAGAAGGCAAGUAGCCUAAGGAAGGAAAGGAUAUUUUAA
Molecule: messenger RNA, 4413 nt
Organism: Venustampulla echinocandica
Lineage: Eukaryota; Fungi; Ascomycota; Leotiomycetes; Helotiales; Pleuroascaceae
Exons: 2
Coding region: 1-4413 (1470 amino acids)
Molecular function (GO): protein binding
Source: RefSeq, a predicted model, not a curated record